AUGGACAAAAAAGCGAACGGUGAUGGGCGGCCACUAGGGCCAUCGCGACGGGCGAGACGCGACAGAACGCCUGAUCUGUCGCCGGAUCCAUCGAACGAUUCGUCGCUGAUCGGGCUACGAGUGAGAUGCCAUAGUAGCGCCGCCGUGCGGGAGAUUGCGUCAAACCCUGCCACCCACGGCAGCGCCACUAGGCAAGUGGUUAGCGGGAAAGUUUUCAAGAAAUGUAAGAGCGCGACAUUUCAGAUAGAUGGCGCUACUUAUACGAUUGAGGAGCUCGAUCACGCAGGGGUUAAUUCUAUGUCUGUCAUCCAUCGACAGGCACAGCAAUGAUGGUGACCAAAAAUGUGUUACUUAGUUCUUCGAACGGUAUGUCAAAUUUGGUCCCGACUGGAUCUGCAGCCGUUAAUACCCAUCAAUCCACAAUGACUCCUAGUGGUGAGUUAUGGCACGUUCUCGUGCCCAGGAUAUUAAUAUGGUGAUGACCCAAGAACUUUCAAUAUAAUUUUCUGUAACUUAGACACAGGCUGUUGGGCAAUGAAUUCACUUAUUGUUAUAGAGGAGCAGUGGAGACGGCAAUUGGUCGAAGCUGUAGCUCUACGACGUAACAAAAUUCCUGAUUAAUCUGACAAAAUGCACAAUGAUUGGCAAUCCUCACAACUCCUGAGGAUGCUCCGUGAAGGAAAACGAAGAUAAAACACAUGGAGAGUCGUGAUUUUGCGAGAUUUGUUGCCGUUUGCACAUGUGUAUUUCGUACACAAACACAUAGGCGGUACACAGCAGCCCUUGCGGAUACUGACUGGGUGUGAAAAUUGCUAGAUAUUAUGGUUUCACGGCUUUAAAAUAAAUCAGUAAUAUUGGCAAUGUCAGCAAACCAAUCACUAAUAUCCUGUGAUUGGACAGAUCAAUUCUAUCAUCGUUAUAUCAUGA
Molecule: messenger RNA, 927 nt
Organism: Diatraea saccharalis (sugarcane borer)
Lineage: Eukaryota; Metazoa; Arthropoda; Insecta; Lepidoptera; Crambidae
Source: the annotation of a GenBank genome assembly